ACAUAUUAUUUUAUCUGCGAUUGUAUUGCAUAUUAUGUAUAUUUUUCACCUAAGAUAGCCAUGCAGGCGAAUUCUGCAAAAUUAUUGUUCAAAUAAGUAGUUUAAAAAAAUAAUAGUUAUGGAGCAAGCUAAGUCUAAUUCACCCAGACUUUUUGUGUGUACUGCGAUCGAAAAUAAGGAUGAAUUAGAGGAGAGGUACGAGAGGGCCUACACCUUCUUCCAAUCUCUGGUAGCAGAUUGCAGCGAGAAGGAAGCUCACGACGCUUUAAAUAAUGCCGUAUGCAAAAACCAUGAAGAUGUAUCACUUGGGAUGCUCAUGUCCAUACUCACUGAACCUCAUAACGCAACGAAAUGCUACAGGGAUCUCACCCUCGUCACUAGAGAUGGCUGGACGUGUGUUCUUAACAAUUUGUCCAAUUUGAUCCUGGAAAGGUACUUAAAGUUCCAUGAUAUCACUCGAAAUCAACUACUAUGGCUCAUAAAAGAAAUGAUAAGGAAUGCCGUCAUGGGAGUGGACAGUGUCUGUUGGAAUCUAAUGCGUUAUGCCUCCGGUGGCGACGUCACUCCGAAAAAUAUAUUUUUAGUGGAAUCUCUUUUAGACAUUUAUAUUGAGAAUAGAGCAUGGCUUGAUAAGUUUCCAGUUUUAGUCUGUAUGGUAGUUUAUACAUAUUUAAGGUUAAUAGAGGAUCACAAUAUACCUCACCUGCAGGCUUUAAGGCAAAAGGAGGUAGUAUUUGUUAUUGCUCUUAUAAGAGAACAUUUUACCGAAGUCUUAACCCUAGGUAGAGAUCUCGUACGUUUGUUACAAAAUGUUGCAAGGAUUCCAGAAUUUAAUCAAUUAUGGCAAGAUAUUUUAUCAAAUCCAAAGUCACUGUCACCUACAUUUACCAGUGUGAUGCAACUUCUGCAAACAAGAACUUCCCGAAGAUAUUUACAAUCACGCUUAACCCCGGACAUGGAAAGAAAGUUGGUGUUCCUGACAUCGCAAGUGCGAUUCGGCCACCAUAAAAAAUAUCAAGAAUGGUUUCAGAGGCAGUACCUAGCGACUCCUGAAUCCCAAACACUUCGUAGUGAUAUGAUAAGGUUUAUCGUAGGUGUUAUACAUCCCACUAACGAGCUACUGUGCUCCGAUAUAAUACCCAGAUGGGCAGUUAUAGGAUGGCUUUUGACAACAUGCACAUCAAAUGUAGCAGCAUCAAAUGCUAAACUUGCCUUAUUUUAUGAUUGGCUUUUUUAUGAACCUGACAAAGAUAAUAUUAUGAACAUAGAACCCGCUAUUCUUGUUAUGCAUCACUCAAUGAGAUCACACCCAGCGGUGACUGCCACACUUUUAGAUUUUCUGUGUAGAAUCAUACCUAACUUUUAUCCACAAUACGUGGAUAAGGUGCGACAAGGUAUAUUCAAUUCCCUUCAACAGAUCAUAGAAAAAAGGGUGCUACCUAAUCUUCAACCACUUUUUGACUCCCCUAAAUUAGACCGAGAACUUAGAACUACAGUGAGAGAAACAUUUAAAGAAUUUUGCAGCAAUGGAAAUGGAGAGGGAGUUUCUGGAAUCAAAGAGGAUGGUCAUGACGAAUUACCCAGAGUAGGCCCAGAUGAACCAGUUUUCUCUGAUGAUGAGGAUGAUCCUCCACCAAUAAUAGCAGAAGAUACUGAUGAUGAUGACUUACCUUUAUCUGAAGUGAGAGCUAGGGAGCGUCCUGAGUUAGCAGCAGCGUUGCCUUUGCUCCUAAGACCGUAUGCAGAAACACUUUUAGAUGAAAGAAAUCUUACUGCAGCUAAUUCUUUACUAAAUGCAUGUAGCUCUCCAAUGCCUACACCUGUUGCCCUCGCUGACUUGUUUGCAGCCAUGUUACAAGAUGCCCCACCGCUGCGCAUUAGCCUUAACCCAACCCAAGAAGAAUUGGAUGCUAUUCUCAACUUGCCUAUUUUCUGCAUGUUCAACUAUCUCAAUACUCAUAAGGAAUCAGGAGAUAGUAAACGUAAACUUAUUUUCGAAACUUUAAAAGAACUCCAGAACUCACUUCAAAGCGUAGGGUACUGCCUGUUGUUUUUCCUCAAAGUGUGUUACGAGAAGGAAAGGAAAUCGGAAAAAGAUCCAGGAAAAAAGCGAAACGUUAAAUUUAAGUCGGAUUUAUACAGAGAGUAUUGUAGUGCAUUAGAAUUAAAAAUUGCUGAGAGCUUAGCGAAUGAUUUUGAGAAAUGCCAGGAAUGUGAUUCAAAUAUUCUCGUUUGGUUGAUACCCGACGUGUAUAGGGAGUUCAAAGAUCAAGUCCAAAAUCAUAUCAGAUUACUACAUGUCAUAGUCUCAACACUGGAUGCUAGACAACUCCAGCUGCUGGUUUGCUUGACCUUACAAGGAAACUUGAUGAUGUUCAAGUCGGACGACAUCACGACGAUGUUGUCCACGAGUCUAGGUUGGGAAACCUUCGAACAGUAUUGCCUUUGGCAGCUUCUGACUGCCCACGAGAUCUCCGUUGAAGAUGUACUGCCGAUUAUUCCAAAAUUGUCGUAUAAGGAUCACGCUGAAGCGUUGACAUCAGUUCUAUUGAUGUUAAAGCAGGAGAGGCCUACCGCGGAUGUUCUCCGACAGUUAUUCUGUCGGACGGUAGACGAUGAGGACACGUUUGUGCUUUCCACCGUCAUGUACUGGUGUCAAGAUUACGAAGAUAAAGUCGCAGACUUGUUGGCUGUACUGCUGAGCACUAGGUACCCAGGAACGAGUCCAAACAAGCGAAAACGGUCCAGUAAAAGCAUUCCUUCCAACGCGCCGCCUUCUGCGGAACAGGUUCUAGGUCAUUUGGAACAAAUAAGAAUAUGCUGCGUAGACCAGGAUGAUAUGUCAAUUUUCAACAUGGAAUGUAUGCAGAAGGCCUUGCAGCAGUCGCAGUCGAACAGUAGUGAUAGUUUAAAGAGACAAUACAGUGAGCUUUUCUCGUUGGCCUGGGAAGAUGAACUACCAAUUUCGAGGCGAGCUAGAAAAUUAGUAUCCAAUUCAUUACCAAUCAGCCCAAACUUACAUUCAUCAAAUGACGAUAGUGAGGAGGAAGAAAUCGUGAAACCAAAACAGGCCAAGCGACGGAAGAAAGCCAUCUCGGACAGCGAUUGACAUAUCUUCUUUAAAAAGUAUGGUAAUUUGAAACACCAAAGUGCAACUCCACAAUACAAUAAAUAUAAAUAUGUUUAAUUAUAAGGGUUGGUUACCUUCUGUUAUUACAUUGUAACAAUGCUUAGUAUAAUUUGUAUAUCUUAAUUAUAAUUUGAUAUCAAUGUUUGUGAAAUCAUUAAUAUUACUAUGUAAUAUUGCAUUUUGUUAGAUUACUUUUCCGAAUGUUGAGAUUUCUUUAUAAUCAUGCUAAACGCUUAGCCGGAUGCAACCUUGUUUUAGGUCACAUUGACAAUGUGCUUUGGAUAAUUUAAAAAAUUGACAAAAAUAUGCUAUCAUACUCAGAUAGUUCUGAGUUGUCCCAUAAAACGGAAAUUAAUAUCUUGUAGAUAACAAUUUAUUUUAAUUAUUUGUGUAAACGCGUCAUAAAGGUUGCACAGCAUGGUUCAGUAACCAGUGGGAAUUGUUACUUGUGAGCACUUUGUUAAAAUUAAACGUCUAAAAAGACACUGCAGGCAUAGCUCAUACCAUCUCAUACUCAUGGUUCUUGCAGGUAUGGUACCAUCAGAGAAAUCGAUUUAUAGGCAGAUGACAACCAAUGUAUUUUGA
Aricia agestis (brown argus) is the source of this 3715-nucleotide messenger RNA. RefSeq names its product integrator complex subunit 3 homolog (gene IntS3). NCBI's taxonomy places the organism in Eukaryota, Metazoa, Arthropoda, Insecta, Lepidoptera, Lycaenidae. The transcript has 5 exons. The coding region runs from base 119 to 3109 and encodes 996 amino acids. The record is from RefSeq and is a predicted model, not a curated record. Gene Ontology annotation, cellular component: cytoplasm.